Molecule: messenger RNA, 1831 nt
Organism: Daldinia loculata
Lineage: Eukaryota; Fungi; Ascomycota; Sordariomycetes; Xylariales; Hypoxylaceae
Product: prion-inhibition and propagation-domain-containing protein
Exons: 3
Coding region: 74-1831 (585 amino acids)
Biological process (GO): protein phosphorylation
Molecular function (GO): ATP binding; protein kinase activity
Source: RefSeq, a predicted model, not a curated record
AUAUGAUAGUCCCUAUUAAUUCCAUAUUACAUUUACUAAAGUACGGUUGCGGUUUGCGAAUGAGUGAGAAGUCAUGGACCCUGGCACUGUGUUGGGCGCGGUAUCUCUAGUCUUUCAAGUCUUUUCUAGCUGUAUGAAAGGCUGUCAGCUCGUACUAGAAAUCAAAGACUUCCCACAAGAAUAUGGAUAUCUUCGGCAUCGUUUUCGCCGUGAACAGCUUCAGCUGCUGGACUGGUGGGACGUAUCAGGCUUCACGGAUGAGACGACAAUCCAAGGUGCCCGGCUGGAUCAAAGAAGGCAGGCCGAUGUCGAAUCUUUGAUCCUAAUAAGGACCCUGAUACUUGAGGCCUGUCAGAUCAAGCAACGGUACGACCUGUGUUUAAGUCCUGUAGACGAUAAUCAAGGGGAUUCCACCUUGGAGCAAGCAAGAUUGCUUCUUUUCAACCCGCUAGAGGUGCCCAACAAAAAGGGAAAACUACUCCGGAAGUGUCUUCGAUAUGUUGAUAGUGCAUUUCUAAAAUAUCCCACAAGACUCCGUUGGGUCGCAUUCGACGCAGACAAAUUUGAACAACUGCUGACUAGGUUUUCUGAACUAAACGAAUCGAUGAAGUCCAACUUAGCAUUGGAGAAAAUCUAUCAGUUUGAAAAGCGACACGAGACUACGCAACUAGAAGUUGUACGACUAUAUAAAAGAUUUGAUGAGCUUUCUGAUAUCAGUCGAUCGUGUCACUGCCUGCGUCUAGAUCACGAUUUAGGGAGGUCUUGGCGAGACUCGAACGAGAAACUUUUAGAGCGACUGGCUCGAUUAAAGGCUCUCAAUAUAACGGUCAACAAGGGUGAUUUGCCUUUUGAAAACGAUGUAGCGGCACAGGCCGAACUGAGAGUGCCAUUGCCUGACGACCUUAAACUGAUUGCAUCACAGCUAAAGCUUCAAGGUAAUCCAAAAGAGGACAACUACCAACGAGUUUCCGGGACAUUCAAUGAUAUCACUGUGUGGGUAGAGUGGAAAAGCUACAGUAUAGAGAGUACUGUAUCGGAGUGUAGCUUUAUUGAAAAUCGAAUUGCGCGCCUCACCACGUUGCUCCUUAAGAGCCCAGAGACUACUGAAAAGCUCCACCUCCCGGCCGCCCUUGGCUAUUCGCCUAUCUUGACAAACACGUUGGCCCCCCAGUCUCUUUAUGAUAGGCUGCAGACUACCUUAAAGCCUUCUUUAAGUACUAGGAUAGAUACAGCGCGGCGAUUGACGACAAGCCUGGAAUAUCUCCAUGUAGCAAAGUGGCUUCAUAAAGGCCUAAGGAGCGAUAACAUCCUAUUCCCGACUUCAUCUUGCUCAGACUGGCUGCCGCUUUUCCUUUCCGGCUUCGAUUAUUCUCGCCCGGCAGACCCAGGUGAAAGAACAGAGCUUCCGACGAACCGCAGAGAGCAUGACUUAUACCGGCAUCCGGAUGUUCAGUUCGAUGUUCCCCGAGAUGGAGAAUAUGGAUACGAAGAAAAGCACGAUGUGUACAGCCUCGGUGUAAUUUUGAUGGAAAUUGGAUUGUGGCAACCUAUUUACCAGUUCCUCGGGUUUUCUCUGAACAAGCUCAUGCCACGCCCGGCUAUAAGAGCAGUUCGCACUAAGCUCUUAAAGGCUGAAUCACUUACUACUCUCGAGUCAGAGGCUGGUGAAAGGUUCUCAGAAGCCGUCAGGCUGUGCUUAGUUGGUGAUAUUGGACAGUCACCAGAUGAACCUCAAAGCCUAGUAAAUGCAGGAGAAAGCAGUUAUCAAUGGAAUGACUCGAUAGAUUGCCUACAGAGGACUAAGGAGAUAUUGCAAAGUAUCGCAGUAUAA